This is a messenger RNA of Daucus carota subsp. sativus, 1965 nucleotides long. Its product is annotated as gibberellin receptor GID1C. Gene Ontology annotation, molecular function: hydrolase activity; gibberellin binding. Lineage: Eukaryota; Viridiplantae; Streptophyta; Magnoliopsida; Apiales; Apiaceae. The record is from RefSeq and is a predicted model, not a curated record. The coding region runs from base 406 to 1446 and encodes 346 amino acids. Gene Ontology annotation, biological process: raffinose family oligosaccharide biosynthetic process; positive regulation of gibberellic acid mediated signaling pathway; floral organ morphogenesis. Gene Ontology annotation, cellular component: nucleus; cytoplasm. The transcript has 2 exons.
CCCACUAAUCAGUUUUUAUUUCUUGGCCGCCCCAUCUUGUCGUUUCUCUCAACUCUCUCCCAAUCUCUCUCUCUCUCUCACAUCUCUCUCCCUCUCUCCCUCUCUCCUUACACUCAUACAUCUCUCUCAUAUACAUAUAUAUACAACUGCUACUAUUUCAUUCUCUCACUUACAUGUUUUGAUCCCUGCCUUUUCUGUUUCUUCUCGUUUGGGUCCUCUCUGUUCUUUCAGAAAUGUCUCUUCUUCAGCUCAGCUAGUCUAAUCAGUGAUCAAGAAAAAUACCCACAAGCUCAAACUUGCUAAAGUUUCGAUCUUGCAUAGGUUGGGAGGAUUUUCAAGCUUUUCUGCUUUGGAUUUUGGUGGGGUUGGGCUUUGUGGGUUGUAAAGAUUGAAUCUUUAACAAGAAUGGCCGGGAGUAAUGAAGUGAAUGUUAAUGAAUCUCAGAGGGUGGUUCCUUUGAAUACAUGGAUUUUAAUUUCCAACUUCAAGCUAGCAUACAACAUGCUUCGUCGUCCUGAUGGCACAUUUAAUCGUGAUUUGGCUGAGUUUCUUGACCGGAAGGUUCCUGUCAACACAAAUCCUGUUAAUGGUGUCUACUCGUUUGAUGUUGUUGACCGAGUCACCAACCUUCUCAAUCGUGUUUAUAGGUCAGCUCCAAACAAUGAAACUCAACGGGGCAUUAUUGAUCUUCAGACUCCUUUGAGCACCACGGAAAUUGUGCCUGUCAUUAUCUUCUUCCAUGGAGGAAGCUUUGCACAUUCUUCUGCCAACAGUGCUAUAUAUGAUACCUUCUGUCGCCGCCUUGUUGGCAUUUGCAAAGCAGUUGUUGUUUCAGUAAACUACAGGCGGUCACCUGAACAUCGAUAUCCAUGUGCCUAUGAUGAUGGAUGGACAGCUCUUAAGUGGGUUCACUCGAGACCAUGGCUUAGAAGUGGAAUGGACUCCAAAGUUCAUGUCUAUUUAGCUGGUGAUAGUUCUGGUGGAAAUAUUGCUCACCAUGUCGCCGUGAUGGCGGCUGAGUCGGGCGUUGAAGUACUGGGAAAUAUACUUCUUCAUCCAUUCUUUGGUGGCGAAGAGCGAAAGGACUCGGAGACAAGAUUGGAUGGUAGGUAUUUCAUGACACUUCGAGAUAGAGAUUGGUAUUGGAGAGCAUAUCUACCUGAAGGGGAAGAUAGAGAUCAUCCGGCAUGUAAUAUAUUUGGGCCUAGGUCCAGGAGCUUGAAUGCAAUUCAAAACUUUCCAAAAAGUCUAGUUUGUGUGGCUGGUCUGGAUCUUGUUCAAGAUUGGCAAUUGGCUUAUGUAGAAGGCCUGAGGGAAGCUGGGAAAGAAGUUGAACUCCUUUAUCUAGAUGAGGCUACAAUCGGUUUCUACUUCUUGCCGAACAAUGACCAUUUCUUCACUCUAAUGGACAAGAUAAGGGACUUUGUGAAUCCCAGUGGUCAAUAGUUAUUACUCAACUACAUAUACAGGCAGCUAUACAUAACAGAAUGUUGACUUUUCACUUGGGAUUUUCUCCCAUCCCACUAUCGCUAAUUGUGUGUAACUAUAUGAUCGUGUGGUAUUUACUUGUUACUGAUUUUGUCAUUUGUGGAGCUGAAUCGGGUUCAACACCUCUUCAACUUCAGCACUUUGGAAAACCAGUUGUCCCCUAUGUUGCCACUUCUCAACUUCUCUGUUGCAAGACAAGGAUGAGCGGUAUUCUACGUUAAGUGGAUAUGUAACCGUCUAGUAUUUGACAUAUACUCUUGACUUCAAGUUUACACAGUCUAGCCUUCAGCCGUAAGGAGGUUUACUACCAGUCUACCACAAUGUCUAUGAUUAAAGCUGGUCGAUUAAUUUGAAAAGUACAUGGAAUUUCUUACUAGAAGCUAAUUUUAGAAUAUGUAUCCUAAGUGUUCAUGCCAUUGUGAACUAAUUGUACGUUAUACUUGUGUUUUGGAUAUAUAUGAAGAUUUUUGUUGGGUA